AUGGCUGAAGUCGGACAGCGUUAUGUGGAACAAUUUCAAACGACGGUAGAAACUAUGCGACGUCGUGGACUCGCGCUAUACGAUUAUGGAGUACGUUUGGGAAGUCGGGGAAUGAAGUUGGCCGAAAGAGCCGCCGAAGUGGCUGAACCAAUGGCUUAUGACUUCAAGGAUCAGCUGGUUCAGGCUUGUUCGGAUUCAGAAGGUGUCGAUCUCAGCGACAAGGAUCAUCGGAAUAGUGUGCUGGAACUGUAUUUAGGUAGGGUAUUUAAUUCUGACGUUAUGUUUAAAAGGUAUUCUAUUAAAACCUUUAGAAACAAAGUUUCUUGAGUAUGUUUAUAGUUAUUAUUAAUGUUGUCGCUUGUAGCUCUUUGUGUCUUGAUGGUUGGUGUCAGUUCGGGUGAAUUGAUGGGUGCCUUUGUUCUCUCGGGUCUUGUACAGUAUGUUUUUGAUACUUGGGUACAAGUGGCGCUGUUGUUCUUGAUGCCCGCUUAUGUUUACUUGAACUUCAGAAAGAAUGGUGGUAAGUGAAGCAAUCUAUACAUUCAUUUAUAUUGUUUUAACAAUUAUUAUUCUGCUACUGUGAAGAUGUAAAAGUGAAAUUAUUUGUAAAUAUUAGUUUAGUAUUUACUGUGACUUUUAGCGUUGGAUGAUACUGAGAGACGAGUAUGGAUGUUCGGCUGUUGUUUGUGUGUUGGUGCUCUUUUGGGUAACCUAUUUGGAUACAGAUUGAUCAGUACUGUUCCGGGAUCGUUCUUCGUUGUUCCGCUUACUUUAGGCCUUUUGGUAUGUUAUUUAUCCUUAUUUAAAUGUGUGAAUUAUAUUCAAAAACUUGAAAAUACUUAAAAAAUAAAGAGCAGCUGACAUCUUUUUGUUAAAAAUUAUAUUUUUAAGGAAAUUUCAGAAUUAGAUGUUUUUUUAAAUGUAAAAUAAUGUUUAUUUAUUAUGUUUUAGGCUGACGCAGAGUUUAGCCCUAGUUUUGUGUACAAAGACCGUACUCGUCUCAUCAGCUUCACCUGUGGCACCGCUCUUCUGGCUUCGAUCAUCUUUUCGGUCAUUCCCCUCGGUCACUGUUCGGCCGCCGUGAUUUGGAUGUCUGCUGCUCAUGUGGGAUUACUUUUUGCUCAUUUUCAGGUAAUCUUUUUACAUUAAUAUAAACCUAGUAUUUCGCGGAGAUUAAUUAAACACUUUUUUAUCUUUUGUAAUUCAAGCGUUCCAUUGCUGACUAUCUUUUGAUAUUUGAACGAUAACUGUUUUGAAUUUUGCUAUAGAUUUUAUUUCAGAUGGUGUCCGUGUCACUCAAAAACAAAACUUUCUGUAAUUGUGAAGCGAUGUUCGGCUACGUGUUCCCGCUGAUCUUCAUCCAGCUGUUGGUUAGUAUCAUCUUCGGCGUUUCGGCCCCAAAGGCUAACUAA
Bursaphelenchus okinawaensis is the source of this 1412-nucleotide messenger RNA. The record is from the annotation of a GenBank genome assembly. Lineage: Eukaryota; Metazoa; Nematoda; Chromadorea; Rhabditida; Aphelenchoididae.